Messenger RNA from Erigeron canadensis, 1455 nucleotides. Its product is annotated as grpE protein homolog 2, mitochondrial-like. Gene Ontology annotation, cellular component: PAM complex, Tim23 associated import motor. The record is from RefSeq and is a predicted model, not a curated record. The transcript is spliced from 6 exons. The coding region runs from base 130 to 1071 and encodes 313 amino acids. Gene Ontology annotation, molecular function: protein homodimerization activity; adenyl-nucleotide exchange factor activity; protein-folding chaperone binding. Lineage: Eukaryota; Viridiplantae; Streptophyta; Magnoliopsida; Asterales; Asteraceae. Gene Ontology annotation, biological process: protein import into mitochondrial matrix; protein folding.
UUUUCCCCGCCUUUUCUUUCUUACAAACAAUAAUUAACAAAAAAAAAAAACCCUAAUCAGUAAUCCCCAUUCUCAGAUAAAAAUAAAAUACCCUAAUUUUGUUUCCAAUCAAUUAGUAUAAUCAAUAAAAUGGCGGCAGGCAGAUUAAUCUCCCGGAAUUUACGAACCAUUGUUACUCGGUCGUUAAUUUUCCGUGACAAGAAUAACUUCAUUCCAAUAAUAAAACGAAAUUAUUUUCACUCUCUUCAUGAUUUACACAACACCAAGGUGGUAACAGGUCAAGCAAAACUGCAAAGUCCUGUUCUUAAUCCAUACACACUUCAAAGAUUUGGACUAUCGUCAAAUGCAUCUCCAGAAUCCAAUGAAGAUGGAAUUUCCCAGAAGGCGGAAGAAACGGCAGAUAUUGCCAAUGAUACGGAAGAAAGUCCAGAUGCUGGAAAUUCUGAUAAGACAGGUACCUCUGGUCUGGAAGAAGAAGUGUCGAGUUCAGAUGAGGAAGAGCUGUCAAUGGAGGAUAUGGUCAAACUUGUUGCUGAGAAAGACAAACUAUUGAAGGCAAAGCAUGAUGAGAUUGCAAAGAUAAAAGAUAAUGUACUUCGAACAUAUGCUGACAUGGAGAACGUAAUGGGGAGGACUAAAAGAGAAGCGGAGAACUCGAAGAAGUAUGCAAUACAGAUUUUUGCAAAGAGCUUGCUGGAUGUUGCAGAUAAUUUGGGUAGAGCUUCUUCCGUUGUCAAAGAGAGUUAUGAUAAGAUCGAUACAUCUGAAGACGGUGCUGGAGCCGUGCCGCUUUUGAAAACGUUGCUUGAAGGUGUUGAGAUGACUGAAAAACAACUAGCAGAGGUUUUCAAGAAAUUUGGGGUGGAAAAGUAUGAUCCCACAGAUGAACAAUUUGAUCCCAAUAGGCAUAAUGCGGUGUUUCAGGUACCAGAUGCAACCAAGCCUCCUGAUACUGUUGCGGUUGUGCUAAAGGCAGGAUACAUGCUACAUGAUCGAAUUCUUCGCCCAGCUGAAGUUGGUGUGACCAUAACUGAGGAGGAAAAAGAUGCAAGCAGAGAAUCAGAAACUUAAGAUACAACAGCCAAAAUUUCAAGCAAGUUUGAAGUUUUGAUCAAUGGAAUUUUUGAUGGGAUUUAGGGAGAUGCAUUGCAUGCGGGGUGGAGGCAGUCUUGUUUAUAUUGUUACUUUGCUAACAGUAUCAAUGGUUUCUGCUCAAGUGGUUUGAACUAUCAAAAUAAUCUACAAAUCUGGAGCUUGAACUGUUCAUGAAUGCCCGUAUUUUGAAUUGGUGUUUAAGUGUGCAUGUGUUUUUGCAGGCGGCUUGUUUCUUCUCUCUUUAGAAAUUCAUAUAAAAACACAUUUAACAUAUAAACAGACCUCUUGACCUGUAUCAUUUUUUUGAGAAAGACAUUUUGAUGAAUCACCUUAGAAGGAACAAGUAAACCCUUCAAACAA